Messenger RNA from Striga hermonthica, 783 nucleotides. The record is from the annotation of a GenBank genome assembly. NCBI's taxonomy places the organism in Eukaryota, Viridiplantae, Streptophyta, Magnoliopsida, Lamiales, Orobanchaceae.
AUGGCGUCCUUGAACUUGUUCGUCUCUCCAGUUGUCACCCCUCAAAGAAGAGCAACUCGUACUGCAGCCACAUCGGCUAAAACCUCCGGCGGAAGCACUGAGGAGAAGAGCAUUCUCGACUUUAUACUCGGGGGUCUGACAAAGCAAGAUCAAUUCUACGAGACUGAUCCCAUCCUGAAGAAGGUGGAGGAGAAGAGCGGCGGCGGCACAACCUCCGCUGGCCGGAAGAACUCGGAUGCGCCUCCGCCUAAGAAGAAGGAUGGCGGGAGCAGGGUGAAAGGCGUGAAAAAGUCAACUUGGCGUGGAGGGGCGUGGUCGCCGCGACGUGAGGAGGAGCUGUGCCGCGCCGCUGAGGGAUCUCACCAAUCUCUGGCCACCUCCUCCAUUCCGCAGGCGCCGGCCUGCUGCCGCGCCGUGCUUCAUUGGGGGACCGGCAAGUCAACUUUCUCGACGUUCACUGCUUCUGGUCGAGGAGUUUCUCCAAUCCCGGUGGCCAUGGCAGUGCUUUGCCAGGGUCCUUGCGUAGGUCGGGCGUGCUUCUGGUCGCCGUCGCCGUUUGCUGCCUUAGGGCGGAUGGUGGAUGAGCUUUGUUGCUGGCUAAAUCCUCGGGGUCAUCCCGUCUCCUGGUGCUGUGGCAGGUGGUUCGACGGUGGGGAGUUUCGGGCUACCGACAUUGGUGGUUUUUCGGGCUGCCGACGGUGGUGGGCUUCUGAUUUCUCUCGGCCGGUUUGUUGGGUGUUUUUUAGUUGGAACUCGCGGGGGGGCUCAGGGUGGUUCUGGUAG